Messenger RNA from Anopheles darlingi, 2923 nucleotides. Its product is annotated as ankyrin repeat domain-containing protein 13D. The transcript has 5 exons. Lineage: Eukaryota; Metazoa; Arthropoda; Insecta; Diptera; Culicidae. Gene Ontology annotation, cellular component: cytoplasm. Bases 363 to 2372 code for a protein of 669 amino acids. The record is from RefSeq and is a predicted model, not a curated record. Gene Ontology annotation, molecular function: protein binding.
ACUUUCUUCCCAUUUCCACUCGGUUCCUGUUGGCCUCUUCCAGCGUUCAGCAGCAGCAGCAGCAACAAAAGGUGCAAGGAUCGUCCAGGAUCUGUGUUCCAGCCAACACACGGACCACACACAGCAACCAUUGGAUGUUGGUGGUUGUUUUGUGCACCUGUCCUUCUGUGUCCUCAAGUGCUUCCUUCUAAACACCCCAUCACCCCCUCGAAUUUGUAUGUGGUGUUUUGGUGCGGCAGCAAUUGUUUCGUGCGGUUUUGUCCGGUUUAUGACCCGCGGCAUCAGUGCUUCCGAUCGGAAACGGUGAGAGUAACGAGGGAGCAGAGGAGCAGCAUAAAUCCACUACCCCCCCCUGGUCUAGGAUGACUACGAUUGAGCGGAUCAAGCAAAACUUCCCCAUCCACUGGCACGUCUGGAACAACGAUUAUCAGGAGCUCCAGCAGGCAAUCAACGAAAAAAAGCAUGACCUGGAGAAGCUCGAUCCCAGGGGACGCACGCCGCUCAUGCUGGCGGUCAAGCUGUGCCAUCUGGAGUGCGUGAAGGCACUGCUGGCCGCCAAGUGCAAUGCGAAUGUUGAGUGUGAUGGAUGGUCCGUCGUACAGGAGGCCGUCUGCUCGGGCGAUCCCAACAUUGUGACCGCCAUACUGGAGGUGCGCGAUUUGCAGCGACACAUCAAACGUGUCUCGCAUGUGCCACAGUUGCUACAGCACCUGCAGGAUACGCCCGAUUUUUACGUCGAGAUGAAAUGGGAAUUUACGAGCUGGGUACCGCUCAUGUCGCGCGUCUGUCCGAGCGACACGUACAAGGUGUACAAACGGGGUUCGAACGUACGCAUCGAUACGACGCUGCUCGGAUUCGAUAGUGCUAGCAGCUGGCAGCGGGGUAACCGAAGCUACAUCUACAAAGCCACCCAACCAAACUCGGCCAGUAUGAUCGAGAUCGAUCACGAUACGGGCGAGGUGUCGAUCGAGCAUAUGCGCAACAUCGAGGACGAAGCGAUCGAUGGAAUUCGGCCUAGCAGGGAGGCGGUGGCCAUGCGGCUGCAGGCACCGGUCAUCUGUAAUCACAUCGACAUGGACAAGAUUAGCUUCGAGCGCAAUAAGUCCGGCUUUUGGGGUUGGCGAAGCGAGAAGGUAGAAUCGAUCAAUGGCUACGAGUGCAAGGUGUACGGGGCCAGCAACGUGAAGUUCAUUACGCGUACACGCAGCGAGCAUCUCGGUGAGGAUCAGGCGAGAAUGAAAAAUUCCCGCACGCCACUGCAACACUUCCUUGGGAUGGCGGACGAAGAUUAUGAUCACUCGGCCGUAGCGGUGGGAGCCGCUGGAAGCACACCACCGUCACCGGACGAUGGAUCGGAAGCGGGUGCAGUGGGAGGUCGGCCAAAUAGCAGCACCGCCAGCAGUAGUGCAUCACCGGAGCCAAAUCGCGUGGAGGCAGCAGUAGCAGCAGCAGCAGCAGCACCCACGGCGGAAGAAUACUUUUCCGAUAUCGACCUGAACGGCCGGGACAUUGGGAAACCGAAGCGCAUCACGGCGAAAGAGCAACACUUUAAGGCGAACAUGUGGUUGAGCGAGUUGUUUCCGAUUAAGCUGCAGGAACAGGUGCUACCGAUACUGGACCUCAUGUCCACGAUGGCCAGUCCGCACGUGUCGAAGUUGCGCGACUUCAUUACCAUGCAACUGCCGGCCGGUUUUCCAGUGAAAAUAGAAAUUCCGCUCUUCCACGUGCUGAAUGCGGUCGUCACGUUCGGGAACGUGUUUGCAAUGGAAACGGCGGUACCGCAUGUCAGCCAUAUACGCGAAAGUGACGAAAGGACGACCUGCAUUAUCGACGAUGUGUGCUUCGAGGUACCGGCCGAGUAUGGGGUCGUACGACGCGCUGAUAGCGAUGCUACCUCAUACCGGCCCCAGAUGUCUACGUUCGAGGAUGAGGACGAGCUGAUGCAGUUCGCCAUUCAGCAGAGCCUGUGCGAGACGGGCAGCGAGAACGAUAAAGUCGACAUCUGGGAGGCACUCAAGGCACCGAGGCCACUAACGCCCCAGUACUACGAAGAUGAGCAGCUGCAAAGAGCUUUGCAAGAAUCCCUGAUCACCGGAUACCAAAGUGGCGCCGGAGCAAACGCUGUGGUUGCUAGUAGUAACGCUCCGCUACUAGCAAUAGAGGGCACACCAGUAGCAGCAGCAGCAGCAGCAGGUGGGGUGCCCAACGCAAUCAACAACCAUUUGCCUCCGUCCGCCGAUGACUAUAUCGAUCCGAAUCUGGAGCUUGCGAUCAAGCUGAGCCAGGAGGAGGAAGAACGCCGGGAAGCAGAUCGAUUGCGCGAAGAGGAAAUGCUGGCAGAAGCGUUGCGGCUUAGCUUGCAGGAAAAGUAGAUGCGCAACCCGGAGCCAGGAACCAAACAAACCAAAACCCGCCCAACUACUACUAGUGGAUGAAGGAAGGUGCUUUGGAAAGUCGGUAGAAGAGCUCGAUUUCCAUUCCAACAUUGGGCAGAAAGUGUGCUAAACGAACAGAUUAAUCCCCUCCGCCCGAAAGCGAAUAGAUAGUCCUAUAGUUUCGUUAGCUAUACCCGUCCAUGCAAUACUUGCCAGCUCGAGGCAAACGUCCGCAUCGAGACGCCAUGCUGCGUUCCUGCCGUUAUUCCCAAGUAUUCUGUUUCUUCCUGCAUUCCUUCGGGAUGCGAUCAUGAUCGUGAAUGGUGGGUGGACGGAGACGGAUUUGGCUGAGAAGAACGAGGAGCUCUAGCAAAAACACACAGUCGUUGUACCUAUAUAACCAUUGAAUAAACCUACGAGAACGACAGCGCCAGAAGCGCGUGCAGCUGUGUAUCGUGGAGGCGCCAGCCAAUACGUAUCUAAGGCAAAAAGCAACUAUUUUAUAAACUACUCGCUUCGUCAAGUCACGCGGAUCAAUAAAUUUUAUC